Messenger RNA from Kickxella alabastrina, 969 nucleotides. RefSeq lists its product as uncharacterized. Gene Ontology annotation, biological process: L-tryptophan biosynthetic process. NCBI's taxonomy places the organism in Eukaryota, Fungi, Kickxellomycota, Kickxellomycetes, Kickxellales, Kickxellaceae. The coding region runs from base 66 to 878 and encodes 270 amino acids. The record is from RefSeq and is a predicted model, not a curated record. The transcript has a single exon. Gene Ontology annotation, molecular function: phosphoribosylanthranilate isomerase activity.
CAGUUUUGUACCAACGUAUUUGUUCUCGUUUUCUCGUUCAUCAUUAUCACUUAACCACAAGAAUCAUGUCGACUACUUUGGGAAACAGGCGAGAUACAGUUGUAAAGAUCUGCGGCGUACGCACAGUCGAUGCAGCGUUGGCAGCAGCUGAUGCGGGGGCAGAUAUAAUCGGGAUGAUAUUUGCGCCCUCCCCACGACUUAUAGACAUUGCGACUGGGCAGCAGAUCGCACAAGCCGUGCGCCAAACAAACACGCAUCAUCAGUGGCAGCAGCAGCAGCAUAACCCAUCACAGCUGCAUUCCUCGAUUAAUAAUGAUGCGACGCCGGCGGAAUUCUUCACCGCAUGUGCCGAUCACAUACUGUCUAGAAAGGGACAAGAGUCGCGCCCAGGGCCUUUGCUCGUGGGGGUGUUCCAGAACCAGUCUCUGGAGCAUAUUCUCGAAGUGGCCCGCAGCGUGCCCCUGGAUAUGGUGCAGUUACAUGGGGAUGAGGCGGUGGAGCUGGCGCGGGAAAUCCCCGUUCCUGUCAUCAAGGUGUUUCACGUGGACGAUACGUUUUCUUCGGACUCCGAGUCUGAUUUAUUCAAGACAUUCUGUCAUUCUGUGGUUCUGCUCGAUACCAAGGUUGCCGGCACGAGUCAGCAAGGCGGGAAGGGCGUGAGUUUCGAUUGGAGCAUUGCUGGGAAACUGGCUGAUAAGGGAAUUCCGUUUUUGAUGGCUGGCGGGUUGACCCCUGAGAACAUCGGCAGAGCUGUGGGUGUUGGCAGGCCGUGGGGUGUGGAUGUAUCGAGUGGGAUCGAGACGGACAAGGUCAAGGACCCGAAGAAAAUCCACGCGUUCGUUGUGAAUGCCAAAAAGAACUUGGAGUCAUCGGCAUAAAAAUUGUGUUUUUCCACGCAACACCGAUGCGCAUAAAUAUUAACAUUCAAUACACAUGCCAUUUCGUGGCACUACAUUUUCUAUAUAUGGA